Balearica regulorum gibbericeps (East African grey crowned-crane) is the source of this 962-nucleotide messenger RNA. Lineage: Eukaryota; Metazoa; Chordata; Aves; Gruiformes; Gruidae. The record is from RefSeq and is a predicted model, not a curated record.
ACCGGGACCAGUGGGGUGUGGACUACCCAGACUGUGCUGGUACUGUGCAGUCCCCCAUCAACAUUGACACGACCAAGACCAUCUUCAGCCCGCAGCUGCGGCCGAUCCAGCUCUCUGGCUACAGCCUGCCUGCCAACGAGAAGCUCAAGCUGAGGAACAAUGGGCACACAGUUCUCCUCGAGCUGCCCGAGUCACUGGCCAUCACUGGUGGCUAUGCCCAGCAGUACCGAGCUGUGCAGCUGCACCUGCACUGGGGUUCCCCGUCGGGACCUGGCUCGGAGCACACCGUCAAUGGGCGCCGCUUUGCCGUGGAGAUCCACGUGGUCCACUACAACACCAAGUAUGACAGCUUUAAGGAGGCAAUGGUCCACUCAGAUGGCCUGGCUGUACUGGGAGCCUUCCUGGAGGUUGGGCCAAGGGAGAACCCGUACUAUCAGGAAAUACUUCAGCAUCUGUACAAAAUCCAAAGAGAAGGAGAGGAAGUCUUGGUGCCUGGAUUCAACAUUGCAGGUCUGCUGCCUGCCAACCUGAAAUUCUACUUUCACUACAAUGGCUCUCUGACCACUCCUCCCUGCUACCAGACGGUGAAGUGGACAGUCUUCAACCAGACCAUGCUGCUCUCUCGUGACCAGAUGUCAACGCUUGUAAAGACCCUGAAAAAUGAUGACAACAAACCUCUGCAGAACAAUUACCGUCUGGUGCAGGACCUGCACGGACGACGGGUGCUGGCGAGUUUCCAGACCACCUUCUUUUUGGCGAAGCACGUGCCUUCUGAAGACAAUUCCAGCUCUUCGUUUCACGCUGGGGACGUGCUGGCCGUGCUUUUUGGGUUGCUCUUUGCUAUCACCGCGCUGUCCUUCCUGGUGUACAUCUAUAAGCACCGCAGCCGCAACGCACGGCUGGACUUGCUGACCAAAUCCAAGGUCAUCUACACGGCCGCCACCACCGAGAACACCGCAUGA